Messenger RNA from Aspergillus pseudonomiae, 866 nucleotides. RefSeq lists its product as uncharacterized. The transcript has a single exon. The record is from RefSeq and is a predicted model, not a curated record. Bases 206 to 688 code for a protein of 160 amino acids. Lineage: Eukaryota; Fungi; Ascomycota; Eurotiomycetes; Eurotiales; Aspergillaceae.
GUUGAUAGUCGAGAGUUUCAAGCCUUAUAUAUAACAGGGCGGUUCCUAAUGUCCCCUUCAAACCCAAUUGUGGCUGUCAAUGCAUGAUAUAGUGACGUCAUUGACGUAGAAAAUGCUACGUUAGCUCAUCGCCCAACAAUGCCAGUUUGCUAAGAGACUCGAGACACAGCCUCGGGAAUGUCUAAUCGACCAGUUCGUUUGUUCGAUGAUAGAAAUGCAUAUGCUUCUCAGGGCUCAGGGCUUUAUGCCUGUGCCUUCCUGUUUGGGUAUUGAUGCACGUGAAGCAUGGAAGCGGUUAGUCAUGUGUGCAGAUCCUAAUUCGGCCACAUGCCAGCAUUUCAACUUCAGCUUCAACUGCGGCAUUGAAACUUUUCAAGAGCGUGGACCUCUUGGCGCUGGGAGUUUUGUUCCCACUCUCCCCUCUGAUAGACACAUUCAUUUCCCCAUCCUAGUGCCAACCUUGACGGAACCUCCUGACUCAAUCCACCCAAUUCCCCUUAACCUUGACCUAAUUGACGGACUAAUAUCCACCUUGCAUCGAUUCCCUCGUAUUCGGCAGAUUAGCGACCAAUCAGCCCCUCUGCCAAUGCCAAUCGUAGGGCCAAGGUUCUUGUAUGACAGCAAACCGGACAAAACACCUACCAGAACGUACGAAGGGUGGCCUCGGGCUCCAGUCGCAAGCCAAUAAUCGGAGAUCGUGCCCUGAUGGAGGCUCUUCCCGUCUCCGAAUGUUACCACGGUUAACCUCGCAACGAUUUCUAGCCUUGUGAUAAUAAUCGCUCUAUCUGCAUGAGUGCUAGUAUGCCCGCAUUUGAGAGGCCGUCAGGUUUCUGGGGACUCCAGUUUGAGUAAAGAUUAUCCACACC